UGUGAUUGGCGGAGAUCAGUGAAGGGCGCUGGAACACGCCGUCACUACCACUCGGCCCGGGCGGGGACGCAGAAACUGCACUUCAAGCGGUUUACAAGUCUGAAGUUGCUGGACAGAGCCAUUAGGUGGUGAUGUCUGAUAACAGCAGUGGCACCAACAGCUGGACCUUUCUCACGUCUGAGGUAAAGGAAUCUGGCCUGGAGGCUCAGGGACAAGGAGACAGCACGGGGUCAGCCAAGCUCCCAUCUGAGCAGCUGGGCCCAGGCUCCACCCGGAGACCCGAGCUUCCAGACAGUCACGCGGAGGAGACUCCCGGCCCCGAGCCGCCUCAGGUAAGGCCUCUGGAGGCUGGAGAAGACGUGGCCCCUCUGACAGCUGACCCCCUGCUCAGCGCUGGCUCUCCUGUUGAGAGCCUCUCCUCUCUGACCUCUGACUCCAGCGAGCGCAGCCCUUCCCACCAUGGUGAAGGUCACCACCUUCCGGACCCUGACGGGGAAACGUUCUCCGACUCGUUUGAGCCCACGAGCCCAGCCCCUGACCAUGACGCUGCCACGUGUGGGGAGAUUUCCCAAGAGGUAGAGAAGUCGGAGCUGAGGAGGACCCUGAGCGAAGAAGAGUCCAAACUAGGCUGUGAAACAGAAGAGAAGGUGAGUGAGGGUUCUGGAGUGAGGAGGAGAAAUAUCUCCCUGCUGACUCCUCAUCGAGAUGACGAGGAUGAGGAGCUGUUGGAAGAACACUUCCAACCCCCUCCACGAGCGGACGGCUUUGGUGUCUCCCUGAACAAGUGCAUCUUCGGUGCGCUGCUUCUGCUGGCCCUGGGCACCGUGUUCUUCUCUGGUGUGCUCAUGGAUCUGGAUGGCGUGGGAGACGUGGAUGUGGGGGAUCUGACGGAGGCAGUGCUGCAGAAGGAGUGGUUGAACCCUGAUGCUCCAACAGAAACUCCUGCAGCUGUCCAGCAUUCAGAACUACUGGAGCGUUUGGCAAAGGACAGCGAGCAAAUCGCAAACCUGCAGGCACGGCUACAGCAACAGGAAGAGCGCCUCAGAGCUGCACAAUUCCAGGUGGAGGAGGAAUCCAAGGAGCGGAAGAGAAGGGAGGAGUUAGAAGUGGAGAACCAGCGGAUGAAGGAGGAGUUGGAGAGACUGCUUGCACUCCAGAAACAGCUGGAGCAAGAGACCCAACGGCUGAAGAAAGUGAGUGAGGGCCCAGAGGAAGAUCUACAGGGUCUCCCAGCCAUGCAGAAAGCCCUGGAAGUUCUGAGAAACAUGGCAGACAUCUCUCAGAAUAAAAAAGCUCCAGUGGUACCCUCUGCUGAGGGGGAGGCGCGAGCCCAUCACAGAGGGAAGGAACCUGAAGAUGCAAGAGUGCAAGAGAAGGAACAGAAGAAUGAACUGAAAAAGGCCAGGAAGGGAAAGGUAGAGGUGGAGAAGCCAAGGGUGCAGAGGGGUGGUGAGAAAAGAAACGGAAAGAAAAGGGGAGAGCAGGAGAAAGAGGAGGGCAAAGGAGAGGGGAAGGCUGAAAGGGAGAAGACGAGGGGAAAAAUGGCAGAUGAGGGCAAAGGGUGGAAGGAGGGUGGUGAGAAAAGGAAGUUCAAACACGAUGGUGGCAAAGGGGACAGGAAAGAUGGGAGAAAGGAGAAACUUGGAGCGGUGGAUAAUGGAAGGAAAGGUCCAGGAAAUAAGGUGAAGGAAGACGAGGAGUGGAAGCAUGGAAGUGAGGAAAAAGGUUGGAAGCACAGGAAGGAAUGGAAGAAAGUCAAUGAAGCUGGUGGGAAUGAAUGGAAAGAACAAAGGGAGGGGAAGAAAUCAGAGAAAAGGGAGCAGGAGGGAGGUGAAAAGAGAGGAGGUGGCAGAAAGGAGAACCUGAAGGAUGGUGGAAAACCUGACAAAGUCCAGAAGGAAAAACUUGGGAAAGGCAAGAAAGAUCAUCACAAAGGAAAUGGUGAAAAGGUACAGAAGGACUGGGAAGAAAAGCACCGGAAUGUCAGAGAGCAAGACUGGACAGGUGAGGCAUGGACAGAUGUGAAGAGAAGUAAAGAUGAACACCAUCAGAAAGGGCAGAAGUGGAGCAGAAAGGACAAACCUGGGCAUGGGUCCUUGGACAAGGCAUCCCACCAUUCCCACCACAUCCACGAUGACUACUGGACCAGGCAGAGGGACCGUAUACGUCACUACCGUGGGUCGAUGGAAGGCUGCACUGGUAUAAUGGCGUGUGCUCACGCAGAAGGUCUCAACCCCGUUUCGCAGAAUGAAUUUGAGAGCUUAUUUCUGGGCUACUUGAGCAGGGUGCUAGGAACCACGGAGCAAGCAUCAAAAAAAGGGGAACUGAACAAGCUGGUUGGCGAGUUCUUCACAGAUGGUGUGUUCGUUCAUGACCAGAUACCCUUUAGCGAGUUUGUGGAGGACAUGGCAGACAUUUUGGAAGAUGUAGCAGAAGAUGAGGGGAAUGAGGAAAUGGAGGAUGAGAUGGAAGGAUUUGCAAGAGAGGCAAUGGAGAAGUUUGCACUUCCAGAUAGGAGAGGGAAUGUGGAGAAGAGGAAGGGAGUUUCUGGCUGAGGGGGGGGGGGAAGGAAGAUUCGGAGAGACGCAAGCUUGCAGAGGACCCGUGGACGAGUUUGGCUCUGACUUGUUGAAGCUAUAGAGAAUCUUCCAAUGUGAAGGAACAACACUUAUACGCACCUGUUCAAAGCCCACACACACACUGCUGCUCCUGACAUGUCCCUGCUCAUGAGCAGUUCCACCCGGGCAUGUGCACAGAUGCUACGUGAUCCAUGAAUUCCUUUUUUUGUUUGUUUUUUCCUGUCUUACUUCUGCCUGAUGUUUUGGAAGGGUUUUCAGUUUGAGACUGAGCAACAAGUUGCAAAGAAGCUGGAGGGCUGUAAGAUUGAUCUUAAGAUUAGUGCAGUGACAUGCAUGUGUAGCCUCCAAGUGAGACUUCCUGUUAUUGUCUUAAUGGUCCUGUAGUGUGGUGGAUGGUUUGGUUUUGUUUUUUAAAACCCCAGUAGUUUGCUGCUUCUGUUUCUGCAAUGUCCAAAAAUGUCUGGCAGAAAACACAAUCUGCACACUGUAGUCAAACUUGACUGAGAUGGUACUUUUCAUACUCUCCUUUUUUUUUUUUUAAAGGGUCAAGUGAUUAAUCUGCAAUAUAUUAAGUACAAGUCCAAUUCUGUCACUGUUGUACACUGCUGUGGAAUAUUAACCUCGUGUUUGUACUUUUCUUCUAGUUGUAUGCACUGAAUUGUUUUAGUUCUGGUCAUUUGGACUGAUGUCUAAAUUUAAGGUUUGUUUUAAAAUAUUUUUGUUAGGAAUCUUUUUAAUUGGUUUAUAUUUGGGUAAGGCAUUUCAUAUUACUCAUCUAGUCGGCCACGUGUUGGACUAGAUUUCUCAGAUAGGUUGUGUGGUUGUGCCACGUGUUUCUCUCUGCAUCUAGUCACUUUCGUAGAGCCUGUUUGCAGAUAAAAAUGAAACAUUGGCUUCUUGUUUUGUAAUUUUAAGUAUAUUACAGUAUCCACCUGGCACUUGUACAAUGUAAUACUACUACUCUUGUUGGUAAUGUUGAAGUUUAUUUAUAAUUGUUGCUACUGCUAAUUCAGUAGGAAAUGUUAUUUUAGCAUAACCGGUACAGAGUAAUAUAAAGAAAUGGACAUGAAGUUAAUCUGUAAGGUUUAAAAAAAAAAAAAAACCUGCUUUAUAAUAGAAAUUCAUUUGUUUCAGUUCCCCUUAAUUCUGUUCAUUGCUGAAGUGUAGCACAUAAAGGGUUAACCAUCACCUUUCACUUAACUAAUAAAAUUGAAUUUACAGCAAA
Messenger RNA from Electrophorus electricus (electric eel), 3804 nucleotides. It is a transcript of the gene pbxip1b, whose product is annotated as pre-B-cell leukemia homeobox interacting protein 1b. Gene Ontology annotation, cellular component: membrane. The record is from RefSeq and is a predicted model, not a curated record. Lineage: Eukaryota; Metazoa; Chordata; Actinopteri; Gymnotiformes; Gymnotidae.